Messenger RNA from Anisakis simplex (herring worm), 1173 nucleotides. NCBI's taxonomy places the organism in Eukaryota, Metazoa, Nematoda, Chromadorea, Rhabditida, Anisakidae. The record is from the annotation of a GenBank genome assembly.
AUGCAACCGAUUUUAUUUAUUUUCUCAAAGGCAAAGGUUGGAAAGCUCGGAGGAAGUCAACCGCUUUCCGUUGGUUUGGGUUGUGAAUCCUUGGGUGUAAUCUCGCAUGAAAUCGGUCAUGCUCUCGGCUUUGUUCACGAGCAAGAGCGACCAGAAAGAGAUUCUUAUGUGCGCAUCAACCUUCAGUAUGCAAUUCCUGGAACCGAAGGCAAUUUCGAUAAAAGACCUCUUGGGACUACAGUUGACCUCGGUGUGCCGUACGAUCUCGGCUCUGUCAUGCAUUACGCAUCUACCGUUGAUGAGAAUCACUUUAUCGGUGCUAAUUCUUUGAAGGCAUUUACGUUUGAAAGCCUGAGGCACACGGUCGAUCCAAUCGAUACAAAAUAUAGAUCUACAGUUGGAAAUCGUGUGGCGCCGUCAUUCACAGACAUUAAACAAAUAAAUCGUGCCUAUUGCGCCGAUUCAUGUAGAAACACAAUAAAUAUAUGCGAAAAUGAAGGAUAUCCAGAUCCAAACGAUUGUAGCAGGUGCAAGUGCCCUCAAGGUCUCGGUGGUGCAACUUGCACUGAUCUCGAAUAUUCCAGCUGUGGAGGUGAGAUACAAGCGGAUUACGAAUGGCAGUCUCUGAAUUAUUCGGUGUCUAGCACUUGCUAUUGGCGUAUUUCAGCGUAUCCCGGCGGUCACGUUCGCUUCAAAGUGACUGAUGUGUUUUUCAAGUGUUCACCAACAUGCAGCGAAUUCAUUGAAAUCAAAUAUUUAGCCGAUAUGCAAGUGACCGGAUUUAGGCUUUGUUGUUAUCCAGAGGGUGGUGUGCUUGUGUCGCACGGUCCUUUUAUUUUGUUGAUCGUUAGGGCCGUGGCUCCGUCUCGUUUCGCUAUUAAGUACAUGAGUGAUGGUGGUAUAAAGCCAUCAGAUGCACAAGAUGUUUGGAGUGAAUGGGGCGAAUGGAGUGAAUGCAGUGAGAUGUGUGGUGCUUGUGGCUUUAAACGGAGACAUCGUAACUGUUUGGAAGGAACGUGCAAGUUAUACGAAGAAGGUUACGCAGGAUGUCGUCAACUCACGAAUGGUGUUGUGAGCGGUUCAUCGCUCGUAACGGUCGAUGUUAUCCAGUUGGGUGAUCUUGUUGUGCAAUUUGUUAUGAUCACUUUAGCAGAGUUGAAUGUUUCAUUUUGA